CGAUCAUGUGCUCAGCUGUGUCCAAUCACAGCUGAUCACUGAUGAUCAGUGUGCCCUGAUGAUCAGUGUGGUCCCAGAAGUGCCACCUGUCAGUGUCCAUCAGUGCCAGCUGCCAGUGCUGAACAGUGCCACGUGCCAGUGCCACAUAUCAGUGCCUACCAGUGCACAUCAAUGCCACAUCAGUGCCCAUCUGAGCUACCUUUCAGUGUCACCCAUCAAUGCCAAUCAUGCCACCUAUCAGUGCCGCCUAUCAGUAUGCAUCAGU
Messenger RNA from Staurois parvus, 265 nucleotides. The record is from the annotation of a GenBank genome assembly. NCBI's taxonomy places the organism in Eukaryota, Metazoa, Chordata, Amphibia, Anura, Ranidae.